Fonsecaea multimorphosa CBS 102226 is the source of this 828-nucleotide messenger RNA. RefSeq lists its product as uncharacterized. NCBI's taxonomy places the organism in Eukaryota, Fungi, Ascomycota, Eurotiomycetes, Chaetothyriales, Herpotrichiellaceae. The record is from RefSeq and is a predicted model, not a curated record. The transcript has a single exon. Bases 1 to 828 code for a protein of 275 amino acids.
AUGCAGGAGAGGCUGCUGCUCGACGAGAGUCUGCCGGCGGCUGACCACGACGACUCUUCUUUCGCUUCUGGUUCUGGGUUGGGAAUCGAGUCGUUGUUCUCGUACACGCCGUACAGGAUCCCCUUUCCUCCUCUGUUCGCCGAGUCGAUGACGGCGCAGCCGCAGCCGCAGUCAUCCCCCUCCAAUGACGAUGACGACGACGACGAAGACGAACGAGAGAACCCCACCAUCUCAAUCCCAACGCGGUACUACUCGACCAUCCUAGGCCGACGCCUGCUUGCCCUUUCGUCGCACGGGGUCCUCACGACCGUCUUUCCCUCGAACCUCUCGUCCCCGGCAUCGGUAGCAAACACCCCGAUCGGCCUGCCAGAGUACAUCGCCUCGUGCGAGGAACCUUCGGGGAACCCGACCAUUUUGUCACUCAAAGUGUCGACGUCGACCCGCAACGCCGCCGCGGGUUCAAACGUCUCCCUCACCUUGAGUUGGUGGGACGAGUACAUCCACCUGACCGGGUCAAAACCCUGGGCACUGGCAAAUCUCCCCCGCCUGAGCCUUACGGGUUACCUGGAGGAGAUCUCUUCAGACCAAGUGAACGAAAAGGCCAUAGAGACUUGUUUUCUGCAGAAGCACAGGGACAGUAUCAUGUGGCUCCCGGGCCGGAAGUGGGCCGCGCACCAAGGCUUUUGGACUCGGCUGGUCGUCACGCAGGCGUAUUGGAUCGGCGGCUUCGGGGACAAGAAUUAUAUCGGCUGGUUUGAUCCUGACGAGUGGAGGACAGUGAGGAAGGAAGAUUGGGAGGGUGUUAGAUUGCCAGGAGAAAAGGAGUGA